AUGAGAUCAAGACGGAAGUAUUUGUCUAGUGUCGAGAUUCUGAUCGUCGCUGUCACUAUACGUGAUAUGCAAGGCGGAGAUGAUGAUAAGCGCCGGAAUCGGUUCGUGGGAUCCAGGCACAGAGCUCCAUUCCCACGGUCACCUGAUUGGACGCUCACCGAGCUCACCCGUACUCACCACCUUGCCGUUCUCGGUGGAGAUCAAUCGGCGACCGAUAGCGGCAAUGGUUCCGGCAACGAGGGCCUAGAUGAUGACGAACGAACUUUCGAUCCACGAUCACCGCGAUCAAACUACAGCUUGUACCCUCUCGAGCAUCUCCUGUACUGCGAGGAUUGCCAACAGAUCCGCUGUCCGAGAUGUGUUACGGAAGAGACCGUGACAUACUAUUGCCCAAACUGCUUGUUUGAAGUCCCUAGUAGCAACCUCCGCAGCGAAGGCAACAGAUGCACCAGGAGUUGCUAUCAAUGCCCAGUGUGUAUUGGACCGCUACAGGUUGGUGCAAUACAACCAACCUCUGAUGCCAAUCUGCUCGCUCCGGAGGGGCAACCAAGCUCAGCCGGUGGCCCGUAUGCACUCUUUUGCCAGUAUUGUAACUGGUCUUCUACCGAAAUUGGAAUCGAGUUCGAACGACCGAGCGGUAUACAUUCACAGCUUGGCAAGUUGAAUAAUGGCGGUACACCAAAAAUUACCAUGAAAGACGUCAAGGAGCGACGGAAAGAGAACCCAGAUGAGCCACCGUUUCCAGACGAUGAGAUGGACCACGAUUUACAGUUUACAAGUUUGAAGGCAUUUUACCAAGAGCAACUAGCAGAUGCAAACACCUCUCUCGGCGGUAUGCCGUUACACGAUAACAUAGGAUUCUCGUCACCGGCCGCUUUGUCGAGGAUAAUGUCACUAUACACUGGUCGAGGGCAUCCAGGACGCAUGCAACAAGGCCCAGCUGAUAUUGUGCGGGAAGCAUUGAGCUCCGAGGAGGGCCUCAAGCUAACCCAGUUGGAUGAGUCUAGCAUGAUCAAGAAGUUGACCCACCAGGGGUGGAAUGCGACUACGUCUGCAGAACAGCGCGAGCAUCAAGCUACUCCGGGACGCUUUCAGGAUGAUUUGCGUCCCAUACCAUAUCUUCUCCGGACCAAACGCUCUAAGCGUUGUCCUGCAUGUCGUCAUAUCAUCUCCAAACCCGAGAGCAAAGUCACAUCUACGAGAUUUAAAAUUCGGUUGGUCGCCAAGUCGUAUAUCCCAAACAUCACGAUUCGCCCGAUGAACCCAACUGCAGAGCCCGUGCCAGUCACCUCUCGCCCUGCCAUCAACGAAGAGGCUCCGCUGAAACCGUUGAAACCAUAUCAAUAUAUUCUCACGUUCAAGAACCCUCUCUUUGAAAACAUAAAAGUGACGCUUGCAACCCCAAAUACUACACCGGGGAGAUUUGCCAGCAAAGUCACCGUAUUGUGUCCGGAGUUCGAAGUUGACGCGAACACCGACAUGUGGGACGAUGCCUUGAAGGAUGAUGGACGAGACAAGAGUCGCAAAGGGGAUGAAAGGGCCGGCCAGGGAGAAGCGGCAAAGAUUUGGCAACGGGGGCGCAAUUGGGUCAGCAUCAUACUCGAGGUGAUACCAGCAUCCCUACGACCAGAGCAUCAAACCUUACUCGGCAAAGACCAGGACGAAGUCGACGAUAGUCCCUUGAAGGAAGAUGAGGACAUCUUGGAAAUACCCAUGUUUGUACGGAUGGAGUGGGAGGCAGAUGUCCAACACGAGAUGGGCAGCGCCCCUGGAAAAGACAAGGAGGCUAGAGAGAAGAGGGAACUAGCAUAUUGGUGUGUUCUCGGCGUAGGACGCAUCAGUCACGAAUGA
Molecule: messenger RNA, 1851 nt
Organism: Pochonia chlamydosporia 170
Lineage: Eukaryota; Fungi; Ascomycota; Sordariomycetes; Hypocreales; Clavicipitaceae
Product: dynactin Arp1 p62 subunit RO2
Exons: 3
Coding region: 1-1851 (616 amino acids)
Cellular component (GO): dynactin complex
Source: RefSeq, a predicted model, not a curated record